GAGAGAGAGAGAGAGAGAGAGAGAGAGAGAGAGAGAGAGAGAGAGAGAGAGAGAGAGAGAGAGAGAGAUCCAUGCCCAUCUCCCGGGUGUUUAAAAAACUAACUCAGGACAAUAGCAGCGAAUGAGCGCUUAAUUAAAUUAAUUAGUCCUUCUUGUCAAUCUCGGAUUAAUGGCCAAUAGCGACCGUGCUGCUUAAUGUUUUUACCCCUCUUCUCUCUCUCUCCUAUAUCAGUGAAGGGGAAGGGGGGCUCAUCCCGGCAUCCUGAGGGGAGGUAAUUUGCACGGAUCAAGGGGGCAAGGCGCCGCAAAGUAUAAAUACUGUGACUUCAAUAGAGGAUCACCAGCAGGUUCCCAACUCCGCUACCAAAGGAGGAGGAAUUGGCUGGGAAGAUAUAUCUUUAUAUAUUUUUUACCUUCUUCCAGAGUUGGCAGCACCACCUCGCAUCAUUUUUAGGGGUCGACUUUAAAACGAGCAACACCAUUGAUGUCUUAAGCUGUCGUGGAGCAGGAAGAGAGUGUGAGAGUGAGUGUGUGUGAUUUUUUUUUUUCCCUUUCCCCCUUUUUUUUUUUUUAGUGGAGAAAGCAGUGAUGGAAGAGCUCACCGCUUUCGUAUCCAAGUCUUUCGAUCAGAAAGUGAAGGAGAAGAAGGAGGUGAUAACCUACAGGGAGGUGUUGGAGACCGGGUCGACGCGAGCAGGGAGCAGGGAGCCUCUAUCCUCGGAGCCGGGGAACCGUGAGGAAGUGGCCGCUGUUGGCCGGAACGUUGCGCUCUCGCCGGGCAGGGAAGCGGACAUGCUCGGCCCGGAAAGAAUCAGGGACGCCGGGAGCCCCAAACUCAUUGACGGCAACACGGAUGUGAAAGAAAGGAAAGAGGACUCAAAGCCUUUGGAAGACGAGGCACAGACUAAAAUUAAACAGAGGAGAAGUCGGACUAACUUCACAUUAGAGCAGCUCAACGAGCUGGAGCGGCUCUUUGACGAGACCCACUACCCGGACGCCUUCAUGCGCGAGGAGCUGAGCCAGCGACUGGGGCUGUCCGAGGCCCGCGUGCAGGUUUGGUUCCAGAACAGAAGAGCCAAAUGCAGAAAGCAGGAAAACCAGUUACAUAAAGGAGUUCUCAUUGGAGCAGCGAAUCAGUUUGAAGCUUGUCGUGUAGCGCCAUAUGUCAACGUGGGGGCUUUACGGAUGCCAUUCCAACAGGAUAGUCAUUGCAACGUGCCGCCCUUCUCCUUUCAGGUGCAGGCGCAACUGCAGCUGGACAGCGCCGUGGCCCACGCGCACCACCACCUGCACUCUCACCUGGCAGCGCACGCGCCCUACAUGAUGUUCCCAGCGCCGCCGUUCGGGUUGCCCCUGGCGACGCUCGCGGCCGAAUCCGCCUCCGCCGCCUCUGUAGUGGCCGCCGCCGCCGCCGCCAAGAAUACCAACAAGAACUCGAGCAUCGCCGACCUGAGACUGAAGGCCAAAAAACACACGGCCGCCCUGGGACUGUGACGCGAGGAGGACACAGGCAAACAUGUUAUCGCGAUAUCGACUGAGAGUCAUCGAACUGAGCACGAAAGGCAAAGCUUACCAAGUUAAAGAAAAAAAAAAAUCCAAGGACAAAGUGAGAGAAAAAAAUCCAAGGACGAUAUUUAUGUUUUCUUUCUUUUUUCUAAAUGAAGGACGACGUGUAUAACUAUAAAAUAUAGGCUAUUUAUGAAAUAAAGAAAAGACAAACAACAAAAAGACUGUGACAUGAUAUAGGCUACACCAGUGAUUUUUGGACGCCAAAUGAGAAAGGGACGAGCGGGAAUGGAAAGCAAGGCUAUACACAGUUUCAAUACACACUGUCCCGCUGCGCCAUGCUCUCUGCAGCCACACGGCCGGGCGGGACGGCGGGACACUCUGGAGGGACACGGAUGCAGCUGUGACGGUCGAUACUUUGUCAAACAAGGCGAACCAUUCUGCAGUUGUUUUCUUUUGUUUUAAUAUUAUAUUGUUAUUAUUGUUGUUAUUAUUUCAUUUUGAACCUAUAUAGAGGCUGGCCUCGUUAUAUUUCAAAAAACAUUUUCUCUGUAACGGAAAAUGCGGGAAUUCUUUGACACAAUAGAGACAAGCAGACAAGUUUUUCCCCCUUCCUCUGUUUCUUGUCCAAAUUAAAAAUGCCUCAGCAGUGUUUGCAUGAGUUUGUGUCUUCACGGAUGACGUGGCGUGAGCUCUCUCUCUCUCUCUCUCUCUCUCUCUCUCUCUCUCUCUCUCUCUCUCUCUCUCUCUCUCUCCCUGUCGCUGAGGAAGGGCAUCUCUCACUUGAAAGGCCUAUUUGACCUUGUUUGGACCUCCUUUGGUGUAGACGAAACUAGACGACAUAGCAGAAAUGUGAGAUUAUAAUAUAUGUGUAUGCUGAACUUGAGUUGUUUUGUCAGGAUAACCCGACUUAGUGUCCAUAUUUGGCAGGUGGUGAUUUGUCCUUCUUAAAGGAGAGCAUGAGGCCCUAUAUGCCAUUUUUAAAAUGGUGAACAAACGAAUAGGCCCACUGGCCAAUACCACGAGGACUUUAGGCUAUUUGCGAAACGGUACGGGCACGUGUAAGAUAUGUUAAUACACAAGAAACAUGCAUUAUUUUUUAUUAUUUAGUGGCUUUAUGAAUGACUUGUGGGGAAUAUUUUUUAUUUUGUAAUUUACUUUAUUUCCGUGUAUUAAAAAAAUCAUGUGCUUUCUGUAUGUAAUUUUGAUGUUUUUAUAAAGUGAAAGUGAACGUACCUGAGGCACGGGUUUCUAAAAAAAAAAAGAAAAAAAAAGAGUAUCACAGAAAUUGUUUUACCUUUUUCCAUCACUCAUGUGAAACGUGAAUCCACCUUAACAAAAUGUUUUUCGUUCCUACAAUAAACCAACAGAAGUUUCUUUUA
This is a messenger RNA of Myripristis murdjan (pinecone soldierfish), 2888 nucleotides long. It is a transcript of the gene shox2, whose product is annotated as shox homeobox 2. Gene Ontology annotation, biological process: regulation of transcription by RNA polymerase II. Lineage: Eukaryota; Metazoa; Chordata; Actinopteri; Holocentriformes; Holocentridae. The record is from RefSeq and is a predicted model, not a curated record. Gene Ontology annotation, molecular function: DNA-binding transcription factor activity, RNA polymerase II-specific; sequence-specific double-stranded DNA binding. Gene Ontology annotation, cellular component: nucleus. The transcript is spliced from 5 exons. Bases 589 to 1494 code for a protein of 301 amino acids.